Elaeis guineensis (African oil palm) is the source of this 829-nucleotide messenger RNA. RefSeq lists its product as uncharacterized. Lineage: Eukaryota; Viridiplantae; Streptophyta; Magnoliopsida; Arecales; Arecaceae. The record is from RefSeq and is a predicted model, not a curated record.
GAGCCAGGUAGAGUGCAGCAUCCUGAAUCGAAGGCCAGGCCCCUUGUGUUAAUUCAUGAAUACCUGCAGCGAAGCUAACGUGCAAGCUUCGGAUCGGCGGAGGGCUCGAAGGAGAAGAAUAAGAAACAACAUUUUCUGAGACCCAUCCCGUUGCGAUGUUCUUUCGAAAGGGGAGGCUUUGGCUGAGAGAUCAGGGAGAGAAGCAGGGGAAUAUUCGAGAUGAAGAGGAGGGCUAUCUCCAGGAUUACGGAGUAACGGAGCAGCUUUGCGACUUCGUCAAGGUCUUCAGCGUCGAUACCUUCAAAACUUUUCCCCUUGAAGACGAUCGGGCAGUGGAUUUUGUUGAUGGGUCCACUCCAUCAACGGCGACUAAUGUCCGCAAGGACCUCACGGAGUGGCAGGAGAAGCAUGCUACUUUGGUUCUAUCCAAAGUCAAGGAAAUUGCGCAACUUCGAUAUAUUCUGUGUCCCCGUCAUCUAAAGGAGGAACAGUUCUGGAGAAUAUAUUUCCUACUUGUUAAGAGCUAUGUGGCCCCAUGUGAGAUGCAUGCCAUACAGAAGGCAAGGAUCAAAAUGAUGGGGUUGGACCAUGAGAAAUCAGUCAAUAGAACUGUCGUUGAAGUGGAGAUGACCGAUGUGAAGAAUGAAAGCAGCUCAAAACAUCUCGGUAGCAACAUAGGCAUAGAUGAAGGUGUUACUAUUUAAUGAAAAUCACAUUCUAUUCAGUUUUUAGGACUUUGCUGAUACCCGGAUUCACAUCUUAUGCAAUGUUUUUAAUUUUGAUGAUACCCCAUGGCUAUAUAGUCGAUGACCAAGGCCCUGUUUGGAUU